This is a messenger RNA of Penicillium vulpinum, 1890 nucleotides long. RefSeq names its product DUF3176 domain-containing protein. The record is from RefSeq and is a predicted model, not a curated record. Lineage: Eukaryota; Fungi; Ascomycota; Eurotiomycetes; Eurotiales; Aspergillaceae. The transcript is spliced from 3 exons. The coding region runs from base 1 to 1890 and encodes 629 amino acids.
AUGGACUCAGGCAGGAAUAACGAGGACCCUAGCCCAGAAUAUCCCUUACUGCCAAUUCCAACGCAAGUAGGACGCGGGCACCCUCAUGCAGAACGACAACACUCUCCUGCCCCAUCGUCUGCCAAGACCACGGUCGUGACACAGGAAAACCCCGCAGACAGCAAAUUACACCACGCUCCCUCAAACAUAGACUACGGGUGGGUAUGGAAUAUAGUUGGGCUCGGCAUGGCACUUGCCAUGCUGAUUGCCAUAAUUGUCAUCUUGAGUAUGUAUGAUGGCAAGCAACAACCCAGGUGGAAGUGGAUUUCGCUCAACACUCUCCUCUCUUGGUUGAGUACGGUUGGAAAAGCCUGCAUUGCAUUCCCUCUCAGUGCUGGCCUGUCGCAGCUCAAGUGGGUGUGGUUUGCGCAGAGAAAGCGCCCGUUGUCAGACCUGAGGGUUUUUGAUAACGCCAGUAGAGGCAUAUAUGGGAGUGCAGAGCUGGUGUGGGCAUUGGGGAUGCGUCAUUUUGCGGUACUGGGUGCCAUUGCGGUGCUGCUCGCCGUCGGCUUUGACCCGUUUAUCCAGAAUCUAGUACAUUACUCGCCCGAUCUUAUCGUGGAUGCAUCGCAGGUCUCUCGUCUAGCAAAUGCCACAAAUUACAGUGGCCUUGGACCGUUGGGAACCGCUUCAAAUAACUACUAUAUUGAGCCUACAUUCAAAGGAAACAUAUACAACUCCAUAUUCAGUACAGAUCCAGCGAGGCCAUGGGCCAUCCCACAGUAUAUGUGCCCAACAGGCAACUGCACCUGGGACCCCGUUGCCUCUCUUGCAGUGCGCGCCCUUUGCUCAAACGUUACAUCCUCCAUCAAGAAAGUAUGCGAACACCGUGUUCACAAAUUCGAGGGUUCAUAUGAAAAUUGCACGGUCUCACUUCCCAAUGGGGUAUCAGUAUAUUACGCCAACCUGCCUUCAGCAGAAGCAAUCGCCUUGCAAGUUCAACCCUCGUCUCAGCCCGUCAUGUACACCAAUGCCACCUUACCUGUCCUCCAACGCAUUGAAGCAGUAGUCGCCAGCACGGGAUCAGGGUGGAAUAUAGCCUCAGAUAUUAGGCGUGAUCCUAGAUAUGUCGCGACGGAAUGCUCUCUGGAACCCAUCGUCCGCAGUGUUAAAGCCGAUGUGAAUAACUCCGUCUAUCACGAAACCGUUCUCGCAGAGUGGACAAAAGUAGAUGUGUGGUACGACAUAAAAAAGAGCAGCAACGGGUCCUCCCUCGUCCCCAACUGGAAUCAAAGCCUAGGCACGCACCCUGGCCAGAACUUUACUUUGGCUCCGAAAAGCCAGGCUACGAUACAGCUGUUCAUGGAGUCACUUUUUUCUGGCAACGCGUUCACCACCACGAUGGGGCUAUCAUUCAAUGCAAUUGGAAUUCAAUAUGAUUCAUAUGCGACAGCUGAUGUCAUGCAGUCUUUUAUGUAUGGAAACAUCACGGGGUGCGCGGACACCAAGAAUGACCGGUUUGGCUGCGCGAUGAGGAAUGUCGCUGGUGCUAUGUCUAAAUCGUUCCGCGACCAGGCAUAUAUAGAUAAUGGGCCGGAGGCUGGUAUGGCAGUGGGCUCUACACAGGUGAAUGUCACUGUCGUUCAUGUCCGUUGGCAGUGGAUGAGCUUGCCGUUGCUUGUUUGGCUGCUUAGUGCUGUGACCUGGCUAGGGACAGAGUGGAAAACGCACCGUGGGAAGUUACAGAAGUGGGCUGAUAAUCCGCUUCCAUUGUUGUUUCUCUAUCGGAGUGAGGGAGAUAGUCAAACUGACGAAGCGCAGGGGUUGUCUAGCCAGGCAUAUGAACAGCGGGCGAAGAGCAUUCAUACGCAGCUGUACAUAAAGGAGAAUCAGGCAGCGUUGGUUGAGUAG